This is a messenger RNA of Hippopotamus amphibius kiboko, 2956 nucleotides long. It is a transcript of the gene TSPYL5, whose product is annotated as TSPY like 5. Gene Ontology annotation, cellular component: chromatin; nucleus. The transcript has 2 exons. Gene Ontology annotation, biological process: nucleosome assembly. Gene Ontology annotation, molecular function: chromatin binding; histone binding. Bases 71 to 1318 code for a protein of 415 amino acids. Lineage: Eukaryota; Metazoa; Chordata; Mammalia; Artiodactyla; Hippopotamidae. The record is from RefSeq and is a predicted model, not a curated record.
GUGGGGACCGCGAGCUGGCGCCAGGGGCCGCAAGGUCGGAGCGUGGCUUUGAGGCCGAGUCCGUCCCACCAUGAGCGGCCGAAGUAGGGGCAGAAAGUCCUCCCGCGCCAAAAGCCGAGGCAAAGGCCGCGCUAAAGGCCGAGUCCGCGCUGCUGCUGACGACGCCCCGCGCGACCCGGACCCUCCACAGUGCCAGAGGCUCGGGGAGGAGACCAAGGCGGCACAGGUGCAGGCUGGCGCGGGUUGGGGUGGCCUGGAAACCGCUGCGCCCGCGCCGCCCCGCCGGCCCGGGGAGGAGGGCGCCUGCCGGCUCCCCCUGGACUGCGGCCUCGCGCUCCGGGCGCGGGCUGCGGGGGAUCGCGGGCAGGCCACAGCCAGGCCCGGCCCGGGGAAGGCCACAUCCCUCUCGGAGCGCCUGGCCGCAGACACAGUCUUCGUGGGAACCGUGGGAAGCGUGGGAAGGCCGAAAAAUGGCCCCCGCGUUGGAAACCGGCGCGGCCCCGCUGGGAAGAAGGCCCCAGCUACCUGUAGCGCGGUGGGGAGGGUGGCUCCGGCCGUGGCCGGUGGGAAGCCCAAGAAAGGGACCAAUGGGGAGUCUGCCUCCGUUCCAGUGGUAGAGGAAAACAAGGUAGAGAAGGAUGCAGGGUCAGGGCCCCCGGCGACAGAUGGCAGCAUGGAUACACUGGAGAACGUGCAGCUGAAGCUGGAGACCAUGAACGCCCAGGCGGACAGGGCCUACCUGCGGCUCUCUCGCAAGUUUGGGCAGUUGCGGCUGCACCACUUAGAGCGCAGGAACCUCCUCAUCCAGAAUAUCCCGGGCUUUUGGGGGCAGGCUUUUCAGAACCACCCCCAGCUCUCAUCCUUUCUGAACAACCAAGAUAAAGAGGUACUCAGCUACUUGAACAGCUUGGAGGUGGAAGAGCUUGGCCUCGCCAGACUGGGCUACAAAAUCAAGUUCUACUUUGGGCGCAACCCCUAUUUCCAAAAUAAGGUGCUCAUCAAGGAAUAUGGGUGUGGUCCUUCCGGUCAGGUGGUGUCUCGGUCUACUCCAAUCCAGUGGCUCCCAGGGCAUGAUCUCCAGUCCCUAAGCCAGGGGAACCCAGACAACAGCCGGAGCUUCUUUGGGUGGUUUUCCAACCACAGCUCCAUUGAGUCUGACAAGAUUGUGGAAAUCAUCAACGAGGAGUUGUGGCCCAAUCCCCUGCAGUACUACCUUAUGAGUGAAGGGGCCCGUGCAGAGAAAGGAAAGGAGGGCAGGCCAGGUCCAGCAAGGCAGCCAGUGGAGACCCCAGAGCCUGCGGUAAACAAGUCCAACUGAUUCUGCACAAGUCUCCCUACUACCUACUGCGGGACCCGUGCCUGACUGACCACAUGUGUUUGCCUGUCUGCCUUCUCUUCAUGUUGGCCUCUGUGCACAGUAUUUCCUUUGGACUUUAGUUACAAGAAUAUGGCAUUUAUGAUCAUGUUCUUUUGCCUCCCCAUGGUGUUCUUGCUCUUUUACAUUAGUGUCACAUGUUACGUGAUCUCACCCCUACUGUUUAUAUGUUAAACACUCAUGACUUAAGAUGUGUGCUGCCUUUAUCUACGUUGCCUGGACCCUGUUCUUGGCUCUGGCCUUUCCCACCUGUCUUUAAUGUGGACACUCAUGAGUCAUCCAACAAGAGGACCAGUGCCUCCUUAAGCUCUGCUGCUUCAGGGCUCAUGACUUGCUGGGCUUCGCAUUCAUGCUGGCCAUGCGUUCCGUCUGUGACAGGCUCUUCUCUUGCCACUGCAGAAUGAAGCUAGUGCACAUGGUAUUGGCCCUCAGCCAAAACUGAUUGUUCCAUUGCUCUAGGGUCACCAGCCAAGGUGCCGCCUAUAGGAUCUCUGGCUUUGGCCCGGGGCCCAUGCUGCCCUUCUGGACGUGGAUGAGGUUAAGGGUGAGAAACAGUAUGCUGCAUGUUCUGUACCAUCAUGCAUUUCUUCCUGCCUCUGGGCCUUUCUCCUGGUGAACCUUCGGCAAGGUUUGCCCCAUCACUAUCAGGCCAUUGAGUUUUGUUUAGGUUGCUGUUGGCCCCAGUUGGCUUCCUGGUCAACAAGGACCUCAAGAACUGCCUGUGGACCCAGGCCCCCUGCCAGUGCAUGAGACACAUACCUAUCCUCCCUAGGCUUCCAGGAACCCUACUGGCUGCCAGACUGAUGGGCGGGCUGGUAUGUGUGGAUGUGCUCACUGUCAUCAAGCUGUGACUCCAGACAUGCACAUGCACAGAAGUGGAGAGGAUGGUCCCUGCACCCCGUGUGCCCAUCACCUAACUACAUCAGUUAUCAGUUAUGAUCAACCUGGUUUCAUCUGUAUCUCCCUCUCCCUGCCUGUAUUGUUUAUCACAAGUCCAAGACACUGUGCCAGUUCAACAAGGACUGCUUUGGGAGAUGGGGACUCUGUGUGGGUGCUGAUGGUGGCAGGGUGCACUAUCAUCAUCACGUCUGGUCUGCUUUUUGCUUUUCAUGUUAACUAAUGAAGUUCCAGAGAUGGGCCUUAGGAAGGAACGUCUUCAGAAUUAACAAGAAGUCUCAAAAAGAGACGAAGGGGAUGCUGUCUUUUCCCUGCAACCACAAAAGGAAAGAGACUGUUCUGUUGUAAACUCUUUCAAAGACUUAUCAGUCUUUGAUAAGGUGCUUACUUGAGAACUUUCACCAGAAUAUCAGUCUUUUUUCCCAUGUAAGAUGGAGACUUGUGUGACUAUUAGAAUUAUCAGCUUGUCCUGGUCUCAUAAUAUAAUUCUAGGCUUGAAAGUAUAAUUUGGAAAUUGUUGCUGUGUUCUGUGAAAAUAACCUCCCAAAAGUAAUCAGUAACUGGUUGUCUUACUUGGUAAUUGACACCCUGGUAAUAAUGCAAUUAUUCGUUUGUUCCAAAACAGUAUAAAUAGUUGUAAGCGUGCAUGCAUGAUGGAAAAAAUAAAAGCCUGUAUCUCUGUUA